Messenger RNA from Cervus elaphus (red deer), 5259 nucleotides. RefSeq names its product neuronal growth regulator 1 (gene NEGR1). Gene Ontology annotation, cellular component: neuron projection. The coding region runs from base 513 to 1577 and encodes 354 amino acids. The transcript has 7 exons. Lineage: Eukaryota; Metazoa; Chordata; Mammalia; Artiodactyla; Cervidae. The record is from RefSeq and is a predicted model, not a curated record.
GCCCGGGGGCCGCCGGCCGCCGCUGCGCUCCGCGCUGCUUCGGCUGCUGUUGCUGCCGCUCUUGCAGCCUCCGCCGCCGAUCGCCCUGCCUCCGCCGUCGCCGCGCCUCCUCCCUCACUCGCCGGCGCGCUCCACUCCUCGCUAGAUAGUGCGCGAGCCGCCGGAGAAUUAGACACACUCCGGACUCGGCCAAAAGCAACCGAGAGGAGGUGUAGAGUGGUGCUAGGGGGUGGGAGGGGAGGGAGGGAGGGAGAGCAAAGAGGAGGAGGGGAGGCAAAAAAGAGAGAAACAACACCCAACAACUAGGUGGGGGGGAGAAAGAAAAGAAACCCACCCACCCACCAAAUUAAAAAGAAUAAAAAAAAGAAGAAGAGGAAAGGGGGGAAAAAAGAAGAAGGGAAAAAAAAAAAAAUCCUGUGGCGCGCCGCCUGGUUCCUGGGAAGACUCGCCAGCACCAGGGGGUGGGGGAGUGCGAGCUGAAAGCUGCUGGAGAGUGAGCAGCCCUAGCAGGGAUGGACAUGAUGCUGUUGGUGCAGGGUGCUUGUUGCUCGAACCAGUGGCUGGCGGCGGUGCUCCUCAGCCUGUGCUGCCUGCUACCCUCCUGCCUCCCGGCUGGAACAAGUGUGGACUUCCCCUGGGCGGCUGUGGACAACAUGAUGGUCAGAAAAGGGGACACGGCGGUGCUUAGGUGUUAUUUGGAAGAUGGAGCUUCAAAGGGUGCCUGGCUCAAUCGGUCAAGUAUUAUUUUUGCGGGAGGUGAUAAGUGGUCAGUGGAUCCUCGAGUUUCAAUUUCAACAUUGAAUAAAAGGGACUACAGCCUCCAGAUACAGAAUGUAGACGUGACAGAUGAUGGCCCGUACACGUGUUCUGUUCAGACUCAACAUACACCAAGAACAAUGCAGGUGCAUCUAACUGUGCAAGUUCCUCCGAAGAUUUAUGACAUCUCAAGCGAUAUGACCAUCAAUGAAGGAACCAAUGUCACCCUUACUUGUCUGGCCACUGGGAAACCAGAGCCUUCCAUUUCUUGGCGGCACAUCUCUCCAUCAGCGAAACCAUUUGAAAACGGACAAUAUUUGGACAUCUAUGGAAUUACAAGGGACCAGGCUGGAGAAUAUGAAUGCAGUGCAGAAAAUGAUGUGUCAUUCCCAGAUGUGAAAAAAGUGAAAAUUGUCGUAAACUUUGCUCCUACAAUUCAGGAAAUUAAAUCUGGCACCGUGGCCCCCGGACGCAGUGGAUUGAUAAGAUGCGAAGGUGCAGGUGUGCCGCCUCCGGCCUUUGAAUGGUACAAAGGGGAGAAGAAGCUCUUCAAUGGCCAACAAGGAAUUAUCAUUCAAAAUUUCAGCACAAGAUCCAUUCUUACUGUCACCAAUGUAACACAGGAGCACUUCGGCAACUACACUUGUGUGGCUGUCAACAAGCUGGGCACGACCAACGCGAGCCUGCCUCUCAACCCUCCAAGUACAGCCCAGUAUGGAAUUACCGGGAGCGCUGACGUUCUUUUCUCCUGCUGGCACCUUGUGUUGACACUGUCCUCUUUCACCAGCUUAUUCCACCUGAAGAAUGCCAUUCUACAAUAAAUAUAAAGACCCAUAAAAGGCUUUUAAGGAUUCUCUGAAAGUGCUGAUGGCUGGAUCCAAUCUGGUACAGUUUGUUAAAAGCAGCGUGGGAUAUAAUCAGCAGUGCUUACACGGGGAUGAUCGCCUUCUGUAGAAUUGCUCAUUAUGUAAAUACUUUAAUUCUACUCUUUUUUUGAUUAGCUACAUUACCUUGUGAAGCAGUACACAUUGUCCUUUUUUUAAGACGUGAAAGCUCUGAAAUUACUUUUAGAGGAUAUUAAUUGUGAUUUCAUGUUUGUAAUCUACAACUUUUCAAAAGCAUUCAGUCAUGGUCUGCUAGGUUGCAGGCUGUAGUUUACAAAAAAACGAAUAUUGCAGUGAAUAUGUGAUUCUUUAAGGCUGCAAUACAAGCAUUCAUUUCCCUGUUUCAAUAAGAGUCAACCCACAUUUACAAAGAUGCGUUUUUUUUUUCUUUUUUUGAUAAAAAAGCAAAUAAUAUUGCCUUCAGAUCAUUUCUUCAAAAUAUAACAUAUCUAGAUUUUUCUGCUCGCAUGAUAUUCAGGUUUCAGGAAUGAUCCUUGUAAUAUAAAUGGCUGUGCAGCUCUGCUUCUCUUUCCUGUAAGUUCAGCAUGGGUGUGCCUUCAUAAAAUAAUUUUCUCUUCGUCUCCAACUAAUAAAAUGUUUUUGCCAAAUUCUACAGCUUGAAAGCAAAAAUAAACCACACCAUGAUAAAGUUAAUACUAACUAUAUCCUGUCUCUAAAGAACAAAGGAGCUAUCAAACUGUAAAAAUCUCUUCCUUCAUUACCAAUAGGUUUUGAGAAUUUUGCCCCACGAUAGCUCAGCUUUGUGAUGAAAACAAUUUAACAAAUACAGUACAGGUAAAUUCACCGUAUGAUUUCUUUAGUUGUAGCUAAAUGUUAGAUCCACUUUGGGAAAUAAUUCUCUUUAAAAUGAUAGCACAGUCCAUCCAAAAUUGUCUGGCAAUACAGCAUCUUUUCCUUUCACUAUUAUAGGCUAAAAUUUUUAAGGUGGUUUGUCAGAAAGGACACAAAGUCCAAUUACCUAACAUUAAAUGAGAUGGUAAGCAUUCAAAAUUAAUUUGGUUCUGUGGCAAAUAAGUUGGUAUGCUAGAUAUAGUGUUCCUGUGGACAGGAGCAUUUUGCAUAUUUUCCAGCUGAAAACAUUACUCAGUUGAUAGUUUGGCAUACAUGUUGUACAAAAAUGCUCCAAAAUAUAUUAUAACAAAUAUUCGAUCCUAGUAUGCAGCAGAUCAAUCCCUGAAAUAACUAAUUCUGUGGUUAAAUCUUUCUCUAUAGCCAUAUCUGCUUAAACAAGCAAAGCUAAAAUGAAAAAAAAAUUAUCAUGCUUUAUUUUUUACAUGAUAUAUGUAAGAUGUGUUCAAAUGAAGACAAGCCAUCAAUGAUGAAGAAUAUCUUAAAUUAAUUGCUAAAUUAUCAUGGAUAUUAAAUUAUUUCUAUCACAAAGAAUGAAAACUACAUUUUUGAAGGAAAAUGCUGUUAUUCUACAAGUAUUAUAUUACAAGAAUAGUUUGAUGGUUUUACUCUUCACUAAAGACAGACCAUAGCCUUGAAAGCCAUUUGCAAGUUCGAUAAAGUUACCAAUUUUAGUAUCCCUAGAGAAAUUUUUGCAAAUAGUUCCCUUUUGCAAGUUAUAACAACACCUGCUAAUAUAGUUAGAAAGAAGAUAUUUCACAGAGGUUGUAUACAUUUAAGAUAGCUAAUGUAGAUAAGUAAAAUGUAAGUAAAAUUUUGUCCCAAAGUACACCAUAAAUCUAUUUUAAUUAGAAAUGUGAAUCCUAAAUGAGGAGGCAUAUAUAUACAACAAAAUGACAAUUAUAUGGCCUAAUGCUAUUAAAUUUACUGUAAUAAUUUAUUAUGUUAUUUUGACUAAUACACUAAGAAAGGUUUUUACAAAAACCACAUAUGACAUUUUAACUUUGAUUAUUAUUGAUUUGCUUUUCAAAAUCUUUUUGUGGAACUGGUGAGUAAACUACAAAAUAUUUUUUGUGUGUAUUGCAGCUUUAAAGUGGCACACUCCAUAAUAAUCUACUUACUAGAAAUAGUGGUGCUACCACAGAAGUGUUAACCAUCAGUACCAUUGUUUGGGAGAAAGAAACAGAUCAAGAAUGCAUAUUAUACAGUGAUCGCUUUCCUAGAGUAAAAAUACCUCCUCUUUGUAAGGUUUGUAGGGUAAAUGUGAGGUAAAUUGAGGUAUAAACUAUGGAUGAACCAAAUAAUUAGUUCAAAGUGUUGUCAUGAUUCCGAAUUUGUGGAGUCUGGUGUUUUUCCCAUAGAAUGUGACAGAAGUACAGUCAUAGCUCUGUAGCUAUAUGUAUUUGCCUUUAUGUUAGAAGAGACUUUCUUGAGUGACAUUUUUAAAUAGAGGAGGUAUUCACUAUGUUUUUCUGUAUCAAGCAGCAUUCCUAGUUGUUAGGCCCCUGGACAGAGUGAAAUCAUGAGUAUUUAUGAGUUCAAUAUUGUUCAAAUAAGGCUACAGUAUUUGCUUUUUUGUGUGAAUGUAUUGCAUAUAAUGUUCAAGUAGAUGAUUUUACAUUUAUGGACAUUUGAAAUGUCUGAUUACUCCAUUUUAUCAGUCCUGAUUGUACAAGAUUGUUGCAAUUUCAAAAUAGCAGUUUUAUGAAACUGAUUUAUCUUUUGAUCUGUAAGAAUUUUUCUAGCUAUUCAUUUCAGCAUUAUAUUUCUACAGGUUCGAUUUGUGGGACUCUUUUUGUUGCCCCUGAAUUUUUUUCAAAGAAAGAAAAAAGAAAAAGAGCAGUUGAGAAAGUAGAGUAGAAAGAAAGAAAAAAGACUGAAAGGGGAAAAAAGUAAAGGGAAAAGAAAAAAAGCAAGAAAGGAAAAGAAGGAAGGAGGGAAGAAGAAAGGAGAGGAUGGGAGGGAGGGAAGAGCCAGAAUAUUAGGGUAGUCGACUUAAUUCACUUGCAUUCUUUUAACUGCAACUGGUGUAAUUAUGUUUUAUUUACAAUGAUCCCAUUUGAAACAUAAGUCCUGUUACACCAUUGAGUUACUAUUAUGCAGCAAUUAUAUAAUGAAAAGUACUGCCCAAACUACAGUAUUGUGUUAUGGCGGGGACACACAAGAUUUGAGAGAGAGAGAGAAUAUCAAACUUAAAGCCACUGUUGGGGAGUUCAAACUUAGCUGAAAAAUUAAUGCUUCAUCAUAACAUUUAAGCUAUAUCUAGAAAGUAGACUGGAGAACUGAGAAAAUUACCAGAUAAUUCAGGACAAGAUAUAUAUAAAUACCCCAGUGUGUGAACUCAGAAAACUCUGAGAAAUUUAUCAAAGCCAAUUAUCUAUAUUGAUUAAAUUUACUGAAUAACUGUUAAUUUAUCCAUUGUGCUUAGCUUUGUGACACAGCCGAAAGUUAUCUAUUUAAUCUUUUCAAUAAAAAUUGUUUUUUGAAAUUCAGAAAUGAUUUAAAAAGAGGUCAGGUUUUUAACUAUUUAUUGAAGUAUGUGGAUGUACAGUAUUUCAAUAGAUAUGAAUAUGAAUAAAUGGUAUGCCUUAAGAUCCUUUGAAUAUGUAUUUACUUUAAAGACUGGAACAAGCUCUUCCUGUCUUUUAGUAAAACAUCCAUAUUUCAUAAUCUGAUGUAAAAUAUGUUGUACUGUUUCCAAUAGGUGAAUAUAAAGUCAGUUUAUCAAUUAAAAUAUGUACUUGACUCA